UGGUCAGACGUUACAAAAUGAUAGGAAGUGCAGUAUAAUGUUUUUAAACCCAAGUGAUGUGUUUCUAGGAGCUUGAUCGCGUCGGAGGGGACGGGGUUGUACUGAAGAAUAGACCAGACCCAAUGUAUUUAGAUGCUGCACGCAUACACUAUGCUAUCUUAAAUGCAGAUCUAGCAGAGAAACUCUUAUUAAUGUCUGGUUUUGACAGGAAAUCUCAGUAACACGUGUAUAUAGCAGAUCUAAACUGGUAACCUGAAUGAAUGUGCAGAUAUUGGUUAUGCCUUGCAAUGGACAUACAAGGAUUUACCUAUUGAAACAAGCUGGUGCUCCACUCAUCGUUUCUGAUGUUUGCUGUGGAAGUCGGCGCUUGAGACUAUGAAACACAGUAGAACAACCUUCAAACCAAGCCUAUUCAUGUAAAAUCCUGAUGAGGUUCAUUCGAGAGCUGUUCCUCCCUGCCCUCAACAUUAGCAUCUGUCAGAUAAGCACAGAAGGAUGAAACUGAAGAAGCAGGUGACCGUUUGUGGUGGGGCCAUCUUCUGUGUGGCUGUCUUCUCCCUGUACCUAAUGUUGGAUCGAGUCCAGCACGAUCCCGCCAGGAGACAGAGUGUUGGGAACUUUCCGAGGAGCCAGAUUUCGGUGUUGCAGAACCGCAUUGAACAGCUCGAGCAGCUCCUGGAGGAGAACCAUCAGAUCAUCAGUCACAUCAAAGACUCUGUGCUGGAGCUCACCGACACGGGGGCCAUCUCUCCCAGCGGACACCUCCCCUUCCGCAGCGCCAACGGCUCCUGGGUGCUGCCGUUUGAUGGUAGGCCCACCUUCCUUUCUGUCAAGCCACAAGACUGCCAGUUCGCACUGGGCCGCAGGAGCCAGACUGAUCUGCAGAUGCUGGACGUGUACUCCCUGCUCAGCUUUGAUAAUGUGGAUGGCGGUGUUUGGAAACAAGGCUUUGAGAUCACAUACGACCUCAAUGAAUGGGAUGAAGAACCCCUGCAGGUGUUUGUGGUCCCUCAUUCGCACAAUGAUCCAGGAUGGAUCAAGACAUUUGAGAAGUACUACAAUGACCAGACCCAGCAUAUCAUCAACAACAUGGUAGUGAAGUUGGCUGAAGACCCUCGCAGAAAGUUCAUCUGGUCUGAAAUAUCGUUUCUCGCCAAAUGGUGGGAAAGCGUCGAUACCCAUAAACAAGAGACAAUGCGCAAACUUAUCCUGAGUGGACAGCUGGAGAUGGUGACGGGAGGCUGGGUCAUGACGGAUGAAGCCACUGCUCACUAUUUCGCCAUUAUUGAUCAGCUCAUCGAAGGCCAUCAGUGGCUGGAGAGAAAUCUCGGUGUGACCCCUCGCUCGGGAUGGGCUGUGGACCCGUUCGGUCACAGCGCUACAAUGCCUUACUUGCUGAAACGGGCCAACAUGAGCAGCAUGCUGAUCCAGAGGGUUCAUUACUCCAUUAAGAAGCACUUUGCUGCCACACAGAGUCUUGAGUUCAUGUGGAGGCAGACCUGGGAUCCUGAAUCAGGCACAGACAUGUUCUGUCACAUGAUGCCAUUUUACAGCUAUGACGUGCCUCACACCUGCGGGCCUGACCCAAAGAUCUGCUGCCAGUUUGAUUUUAAGAGGCUUCCAGGAAGCAGAGUCAACUGCCCGUGGAAGGUGCCACCCCGAGCCAUCACUGAUGCCAAUGUGGCAGAGAGAGCUGGUGUUCUACUUGAUCAGUACCGCAAAAAGUCCAAGCUUUUCCGUAGCAAAGUGUUGCUGGUUCCUCUGGGGGAUGACUUUCGCUAUGAUAAAGCACUGGAAUGGGACCAGCAGUACUUCAACUACCAGAAAUUAUUUGAUUACAUGAAUUCACACCCGGAAAUGCAUGUAAAGGCCCAGUUUGCAACGCUGACAGACUACUUUAACGCAGUGUAUAAGGCUAAUGGGGUUGGCCAGGGGAUGAGACCACCUGAUUACCCCGUACUGAGCGGAGACUUCUUUGCCUACGCGGACCGAGAGGAUCAUUACUGGAGUGGAUACUACACCUCACGCCCCUUCUACAAAAACCUGGACCGUGUGUUAGAGUCUCACCUCCGUGGGGCAGAGGUUCUCUACAGCUUGGCGGUGGCUCACGCGCGGCAUGCUGGCAUGGAAGGGCGGUAUCCUACAUCAGACUACUCUCUCCUCACUGAUGCUAGGCGAAAUAUAGGACUCUUCCAGCACCAUGAUGCCAUCACGGGCACUGCCAAGGAGGCUGUGGUCAUCGACUAUGGAAACAGGUUAUUGCAUUCCCUGGUCGGUCUGAAACGAGUGAUCAUUAACGCUGCACACUUCCUCUUAAUGAAGAACAAAGACAUUUAUCACUUCGACCAGACAGAGCCUUUCUUAGAGAUGGACGACCGACGCACCACACAUGAUUCUCUCCCACAGCGCACACUGAUUGAGUUGGAAUCAUCUCCAAGGUAUCUGGUGCUUUUUAACCCACUUGAGCAGGAGCGUCUGUGUGUGGUGACCUUGCUGGUGAACUCCGCCAGAGUGAGGGUACUCACAGAAGAUGGGCAGACUUUACCGGUUCAGCUCAGUGCGCAGUGGGCAUCCGCCGUUGAAAUGAGUGGAGAGGUCUACCAGGCUUCAUUCAUGGCACGCCUCCCUGCUCUGGGAUUGGCCAUUUUCCAUUUGUACGAUUCACCCGACUCCCCCAUGACUCUGCACUCUGAUACGUUGCUGAGGAUUCCUGGGCGAGGUUCAAGCAUAAGGGGGUCGGACCCACUUCCUGUGCGAUUGCUGAUGGCAGAUGCUCAAUUGUUCUACAUCCAGAGCCAGUCUCUCAUGCUGGGCUUCUCUGGAACCACUGGCCUGCUGGAGAGUAUUCGACGUAAAGACGAUCCUCUAGAGGUCAGAGUACAGAUUCAGUUCCUCACUUAUGGAACUCGACCUUCCAAGGACAAGAGUGGGGCGUAUCUCUUCCUACCGGAUGGAAAUGCCAAGCCUUAUUCACAGCGAGAAGCCCCAGUAGUGCGUGUGGUGGAGGGUCCACUAUUUGCUGAGGUGGUGACACAUUACCAGCACUUUCAGCAGACGGUCCGCAUUCAUAAUGUUCCAGGAGUAGAUGGUCUGUCUUUGGACAUCACCACCAUGGUGGACAUCAGAGACCAGAAUAACAAGGAGCUGGCCAUGCGCCUGGUCACCGACAUCCAGAGUGAAGACACUUUUUACACAGAUCUCAAUGGCUUCCAGAUCCAGCCUCGACGGUUCAUCAAGAAGCUUCCAUUGCAAGCUAAUUUCUACCCCAUGCCCACAAUGGCCUACAUUCAGGACAGCCAGUACCGGCUCACACUCCAUACGGCCCAGGCGUUGGGAGUCAGCAGUCUGGCAAGUGGUCAGCUUGAGGUGAUUCUAGACCGUCGGUUGAUGCAGGAUGAUAACAGGGGUUUGGGGCAGGGCCUGAAAGACAACAAACGAACUGCGAACCGUUUCCGCCUUCUGCUGGAGAGGAGGAGCAAUGGUGGAAAGCCGGUGGACAGCAGACCAGUAAGUUUCCCAUCACUGCUCAGUCACAUGACCUCCGCCAUCCUAAACCAUGAGGUGCUGGCACUGCCCGUGUUGCCCAGGAAACAUGGCGUGCCCCCCCUUCGCACCUUCACCCCAUUGGCUGGCACCCUGCCCUGUGACUUCCAUUUGCUCAACCUAAGGAGCAUCCAGAGUCCGCAGGAUGCUCACUCUCCAUCUCCCUUUACGGCACUACUCCUUCAUCGAUUGGGUCUGGAUUGUGGUCUGGAAGCCCAGAAUCCUGGUUUUAACUGCACCACCACACAGGGCCAGCUCCCCAUUUCUGGACUUUUUCAUGGGCUGGAUCUACAGCUGCUACAACCCAUGUCUUUAUCUCUGAUGCACUCUCAGCCUCCGCUCUCCAACAACUCCUCCAUAAGUCUGGAGCCAAUGGAGAUCUCCACCUACAAGCUCAAGCUGUGCUAAGAGAGGAUCUCACCAGAACCAGGCUCUCCGUUUGGACCCUUGGAGCCUAUGUCAGCUAAAGCCGCAGCUAGAUGAGCAGACGACUCUGACGGAGACUGUUUAUCCAGACCAAACCAGACUAAGGGGCUAAACACUAUCAAAAUUAGGAAAAGGAAACAAAGACUCGAGGAUCCAAUCCAAAGUCUGAGACUUGGUAGCCGCAUUGUAUGCUAAGAGAUAUAAGAAUAUCUGUGUUUUUUUUUAAUUAUUAUUUAGUGAGAUUUUAUAAAACAGAGCAUUAAUCGGUCAACAUCUUUUUAUUUCAGCACUGCUGACCGUUGUUUUUAUCACUGCCUUUCUGUUUUUCUUGUCUUUGUCUGGAACCACUGACCUCUAUGUCGCUCAUCGCAGCCUCCCCUCACUUAACUAAUUCUUUGGACGUUCUGUCAAUCUGGACUUCGUACUGUAUGUAAAUACGGCAAGACUAUACACCUGGAUCUAUACAAACUUGUGGGACUUAGUGCAAUAUGUGAAGCUUCUCAUGGAGUUUUCUAAGGUCUUGUAAGCUAUGCUUGAAUCUAUCAUUGUCAUUAGAGCUCAUUCUCAUGCUUUUCUUCAUCUUUGCCUGUUCUGCUGUGGACGGUUCUGCUUACAGCGGCCGCAGGUUUUCUAUGAAUGUCAUUCAACACAGUUGGCCUGCGAAGACUGUCAAUGCUGUAACAGACUCUGCAUUUAAAGUUUUUUUUCAUUCAGAAAGAAUGGCCCAUUGACAAUUCACUCACAGAAGAAGACUUGUGGUCAAGGCUUGUUUUUUUUCAUCAAUCGGUUCUUUCGUAGGUCACAAUGAGACGAGCUAACAUUUACUAUCGUUUUCACUCCCUCUCCAUUUCUCCAAACGAACAGAGCUGCUGCUUAAAAAAAAAAAACAUUUCCAUAACGUGUUGUGUGGUUGUAUUUGACAUACUAAGAAUUUACAAGUCGCAGAAUAUGUGUUUAUACUAUAUAUCAUUUUAUAUGCAGGUUUGAGCCGUAUAUAUAAAAUCAGUUACUCUGUAAGGACCGUAUCUGUAUCAGACCGAAGUUUACUGUGGCCUUUAAGGAAUAUUCCGGGUUCAAUACAAGUUAAGCUCAUUUAACAGCAUUUGUGACAUAAUGUUGAUUGCCACAAUUUAUUUAAAUAAUAAUAAAAAGCAAAAUCUGGGUUACUGUUACUGAGGAACUUACAAUGGAAGUGAAUGUAGCAAUCUGUUAACGUUAAAAUACUCACCGUUUCAAAAGAACAGCCACAAGACAAAAAAACCCCAAUAUAUCUGUUAACAUGAUUUUAGUGUGAUAAAAUCGCUUACUACCUUUUCUGUGAAAAGUUAUAUCCCAUUAUACAACUUAGUUGCAAUGAUGACAUAACGCUGUAAACGCUUAAACCUUAAAACAUCUUUACAGCUCAAAUAACACACAAGUUUUAACAGAACAAUUAAUGUAAGUGCUUUUAUAAAACUAUAAGCUUCACAUUUCUGCCUUUUUAAACCCUCUAAAAAUUGUCCCCAUUCACUUCCAUUGUAAGUGCCUCACUUUAACAAAGAUCUUUGCUUUAUUUAUUUUUUCUUAAAGAAAAAAAUGAGGGACAAAUAAUUUUUUGUGGUAAUCAACAAUAUGCCACAAAUGCUGUCGAUUGAGCUUAACUUUUAUUGAACCCGGAAUAUUCCUUUAAGAGCUUAGCGAGAUAUCACUACAUAUAAGGAGGCUUCUACGUUUGCUUGUAUACCUUCUCGCAGUAUUUUCAGGUAAACUGAGCAUUAUUUGUGUCUGAUUGCAAAGGCACUGCCCAGUGCAGGCUGUUUUUUCUCAAAGUGAUAGGUUUCUGCAAUCCGAUUUAGCCAAUUUGUGCGCUAAAUUGGCUUUUCAGUUGUGGUUUACCAUUGCAAAUGCUUUGAAUUCAAGAGCGAGGGCUUAUCUGGUAUUGGAAACCUGUCUGUAAUGUGUAGCAAACUCAUCUUGGCCCGUUCUAGCUUUUGUCUGUCACCUCAGUAGCUUGAAUCAGACAAUUCUGAACACGAAUGCUGUCUGUCUGUCAAACUGUCAUGUUGUUUGUGUCUUACCCUACCAGCCUGUCUGUCUCUCCCAGGAAAUCUGUUUAAACUACUAACAUUCCUCACUUACAACUCUACAUCUGAUUAUGUCUCUGUGGUGCAUUCAUUGCUCAGUACAUCAGUCAGACCAUGAACUGACUUUCCCAGCUAAUCAAGUUCAAAUGUAGAAUCCUAUCAAGGAUGAUAAUUCCCCGUAGGAGGGAAGGCUGCUCGCUCGAUGAGUACGACUGGCGUUUUAGAGCCAAACGUCUGUCAAAAUCCUUUGGAACUCAUUUGCGGGGGUCAUUCCUAUGUUCCCAGGGUCCUAUGCUCUCCAGAUCUAUAUGGCACAUAAUGAACACAAUACAAAGGGUCUUAUGUUCCCCAGAUCUAUAUGGAACAUAAUGAACAAUGCAAAAGGUUUUAUGUUCCCCAGAUUUAUAGGGUCCUAUGUUCCUCAGAUCUAUAGGGUCCUUUGUUCCCCAGAUCUAUAGGGUCCUAUGUUCCUCAGAUCUACAGGGUCCUAUGUUCCCAGGGUCCUUUGUUCCCCAGAUAUAUAGGGUCCUAUGUUCCCAGGGUCCUUUGUUCCCCAGAUCUAUAGGGUCCUAUGUUCCCCAGAUAUUUAGGGUCAUAUGUUCCCCAGAUCUAUAGGGUCCUAUGUUCCCAGGGUCCUUUGAUUCCCAGAUCUAUUGGGUCCAAUGUUCCCAGGGUCUUAUGUUCCCCAGAUCUAUAGGGUCCUAUGUUCACAGGGUCCUAUGAUCCCCAGAUCUAUAGGGUCCUAUGUUCCCAGUGUCCUUUGAUUCCCAGAUCUAUAGGGUCCUAUGUUCCCAGAGUCCUAUGUUCCCCAGAUUUAUAGGGGUCAAGGUUAAUAUUUAUGAAAUAUAAAUGAUAUGGAUAAUAUUUAUGAACUAUUUGAACUUGAAAUGGGUCAAAUGUGAAAUGGGGAACUUAGGACCCUGGGAACAUAGAACCCUGGGAACAUAGGACACUGGGAACAGAUUGCUCACAUUUGCAGUUUGGCUCCUGGCACAGGCUUUGCUUGUUAUUCCAGAAUGUCGGUUAAUUUUGCCUCUACCAAUUCAUAUUCUCUGUCUCAGUGCAUAUCACUGCCAUGCAUGUUUUGUGUUCAUACACUUUUCGUUCAGAUUUCCUUGAUGUUCUUUAUUUAUGUAGCCUGUUCUGAGAUGAAAAUGACUUUUGGUUGUUUUUAGGUUUUGGUUUGAGGAAAUGCAAUGACAGUGAAUUUGAGAGAUUAAUGUAUUAUUUUUUACCAAUUAUUUUCAUGUUUGGGUUUCAUAAUGGGAUUGAUUUAAAAUGAUAUUUAUUCAUUUAG
Messenger RNA from Xyrauchen texanus (razorback sucker), 7329 nucleotides. RefSeq names its product alpha-mannosidase 2x-like. The transcript is spliced from 24 exons. Gene Ontology annotation, biological process: mannose metabolic process; N-glycan processing; protein deglycosylation. Gene Ontology annotation, molecular function: alpha-mannosidase activity; carbohydrate binding. Lineage: Eukaryota; Metazoa; Chordata; Actinopteri; Cypriniformes; Catostomidae. The record is from RefSeq and is a predicted model, not a curated record. Gene Ontology annotation, cellular component: Golgi membrane. Bases 496 to 3951 code for a protein of 1151 amino acids.